Molecule: messenger RNA, 788 nt
Organism: Lactuca virosa
Lineage: Eukaryota; Viridiplantae; Streptophyta; Magnoliopsida; Asterales; Asteraceae
Source: the annotation of a GenBank genome assembly
AUGUAUGUUAACAAUGUGGUUUUGGCUCAAGAAGUCUACUUUCAUACAGUGGUCUGCAACUCACCUGAUUACAAAAAUACAACAAUCAAUGCGGAUUUAAGUGGUGCGGCUUUUUCAAGACAGUUUGGGAAAAACAAUGCGGUUCUUGACAUGGUUGAUAGGAAGAUCUUGAAACGUGGUGUCGCUCAAGUUAUGACUUCCCUACAAUCUAUUGCAAGCGACUCCUCAAAUGCCCAAGGAUCAAGUACCCUAGGAUCUGUAGAUGAUUUUUCAAAUGAUGACUACUCUAAAGUUAAAGGUCCUAAAAAAAGAGGGUAUAUCAGAUGUGUUGGAAGGAUGUCUACCGUAAAAGAGAAGGUUGUUUCUUGUUCUAAUGAUCCGAGUGUCGAACAACUAAAAACUAUGGUGAACGUUAUGGCGAAUAUCAUCCAAAAACAUAUCCCAAAUGCAAACUUGUCUGCAGUUCUUAGCAAUAUGAACAUACAGAUGCCAGACAACACUUCUACAGUUCCACGCAACUCUAAUUCAGUUAACCAGAGAGCAUCUUCUAAAAGUCAUCAUAACAAUGGGAAUUGCUAGCAUUGAUUCUAGAGUAUGAGAUAACACAAUUUAUUCAACCUAGCAUGUCUUUGUUUUUUUAUUUUAUUUUAUUUUUAUAUGCAUGUGUUAACUUUUGUUCAUUACUUUAUGUUUAGCAUGUACUUAGACAUAUUUGAUAUUUACCUAGAUAUUCGAUUCAAAAAGUUAAAAAAAUAUUGAUGAAAAAUAAUGAAAUUUUGAUUAUUUUC